UCUCUUCCCCACGAUCAUUUUCCUUCUCCCAUGGAGAAAGAAAGAAGAAGGUUCCCGACGCCGCUUCGAUUUUCCCUCGCUUUCCCGGAUUCCAACCACCUUUCCCGAGAAAAUUAAUUAGGCGAGAAAAAUCCGCCGCGAUUCCGCCUCGCCUGAUCAUGGACGACGACUCGGUCGUCCCCGUCAAUUGGGAGUCCCUCGACGCGCUGGUCAUGAAGUUCGCGCAAUCCGAGAACCUGCUCGUCGCCGAGGAGGCCGGCGGCGGCGCCCCCCUCCCCCACGCCGCGUCGCCGCCGCCGACGUCGCCGUCGUCGCCGUCGUCGUCGUCGUCGUCCUCCUCCUCCUCGUACUUCGCGCGGCUGGCCAACCGGCAGAUCCGGCGGGCGCUGGAGGCCGGCGACAUCGACGCCGCCAUCGAGCUCCUCAGGUCCCACGCGCCCUCCGUGCUCGACGAUCACCGGAUCCUCUUCCGGCUGCAGAAACAGAAAUUCAUUGAAUUGUUGAGGAAGGGGACGGCGGAAGAUCGCGAUGCCGCCAUUGAGUGCUUGAGAACGUCUCUUGCACCCUGUGCUCUGGAUGCUUACCCGGAAGCGUAUGAGGAGUUCAAGCACGUUCUUCUUGCCUUUAUAUAUGACAAGGAUGAUCAGUCUUCUCCUGUGGCGGAUGAGUGGUCUGAAAAGAAGAGGUUUGAUAUAGCUGGCUUGAUGUCAUCAGUAUUAAGGGCUCAUUUACAAGUAUACGAUCCACUCUUUUCGAUGACACUGAGAUAUUUGAUAAGCAUACAUAGGGAAUUUUUGCUUUACCAGGGAAUAUCUUCACCAAUUUCAGACCUCACCGAAAGAUUGCUCCUUAAGGAGUGUGAUCCUCCCACAACUGUCGAAGAAAGCUUGUAUGAAGUUCCUGCAUUUGACGAGCUUGAGAUUUGCGAAGGAGAUUUGUUUCUGGCUUUUCAGAAUGAACUAUGUCGAAUGAAAUUGGAUAUACCGAUGCUUGAUGAGCUCGUCCGCGAGUAUUGUCUUUACAGGGGUAUUAUCGAUGCCAGUCUUACAUUUCCUUCGGAGAUUGAAAUGGGAAAGAUCUCCAAAGAUCCAAAAGUUGGUCAACCAGGGUAUGAUUUAUCGGGAAAUUGUUUGCUUGAGUUGGAUGAAUCUCAGGCUGGUAAACAGUCUGAUGGUGAAGUCCUUAGCAACAGCUGCACAGAUGGUUGUUCAGACAAUAACAGUGAAGUAAUAACAAGGGAAGGUACUGAUAUUGAACUACGUUAUGCUAGUGAGCCAACAAGUAACCAUGAAAUUUGUAGCACGAGCAGUUCCCAGCGGUUCAACCAUUCAAAAUUGCUUCAAAGAAACAGAAACCGUGGAACUGGUGAGAGGAGGAAACGUAAGCGAUGGAGAGGAAGGCAUGAUGACUUGAUUUUUGUGCCUGAUACGUCAUUUGUUAGAAGUAUCAAACAGGGGGUCCAGGUUGCUGCUUCAGUGUCUUGUGCAAAUACAUCGAGAGAACGAGAGGGUUCAGACGCAAGAUUUACUUUUGAGAACCAAACUGGGGAGGAAAAAUAUGAAUUCCUUUUAGAGAUGAAAGAACUAGCCAGCAAGGGAAUGGCAGCUGAAGUUGUUGAAGAAAUUAACACUAUGGAUCCCAAUUUCUUUCUGCAGAAUCCUGUUUUGCUAUUCCAACUCAAGCAGGUUGAAUUUCUUAAGUUGGUCACUUCAGGCGAUCAUUCUAGUGCUCUUAAGGUUGCCUGCAGCCACUUAGGUCCUUUAGCUGCUAAAGAUCCAGCAUUAUUAAAGCCCUUGAAGGAGACUUUGUUGGCAUUACUCCGUCCUGAGGAUAUUUCAAUUGGAAAAUGCUUGCCUUUGGAUGCUCUUGCAACUUCACUCCAGGUUGCAAUUGGUAGAAGCCUUGGGAUUGAAGAACCUCAGCUCAUGAAAAUAAUGAGAGCAACCCUUCACACACACACUGAGUGGUUCAAACUUCAAAUGUGUAAAGAUCGCUUUGAGAGUCUUUUGAGGAUUGAUUUCUUGAAGGAUGUUAGCAGCCCCAUGGUUGGAGUAGCUGCUUUAUCGAAAUCAAAUACUGAUAGUGCUCAGGGUUCCUCAGUGGUCACGACCUCGUCAAGUCCUAGGAUGGCUGAUGAUGGAAGCAGUCCUACUCAAGUUUCUUCUAGUGAUGGCAUAUGUGAUGAAAGUGCAAUUCUUAAAGUCAUGGAAUUUCUUGCUUUGCCUAGGGCCGAUGCCAUCCAUUUGCUUGGCCAGUACAAUGGUAACGCCGAAACGGUCAUCCAGCAAUUAUUUGCUUAGUCUGAGACCUAAUGUCUGUAUGUGCUCGGGGACAUUUAUUUAUUCUUUCACACAUAUUCAUUCACGGUGUAACAUAGCUUUGUUAGGCGAAACGUCGGAAUGUGCGAGUUUUUGCACGUCUUGGUAUCAUCUCUUCUCCACCAGUGUAAUUGAUGAGGAUGAGUGCCCUAAAACUCUUAAAAGAUGCAGGGUGUGGUGGAAUGUACAAAAAUACAAUAACUUGAAGCAAUGCUUUUGUUGUAAUA
This is a messenger RNA of Eucalyptus grandis, 2545 nucleotides long. RefSeq lists its product as uncharacterized. The record is from RefSeq and is a predicted model, not a curated record. Lineage: Eukaryota; Viridiplantae; Streptophyta; Magnoliopsida; Myrtales; Myrtaceae.